UUUACUGUCCAUCUCCAGUAGAGCGAAAGGCGAAAGUAUGCCAAAACGCCCGAACCCAUUCGGAGACCACUCGUCUCUACAGCUGAAGACUCAUGUUCGGGCUAAGGAAGUCGACCAGGGAGUUGAUCAACAAGUUAGAAUGCAGUCUGUCUAUGAGAGAACGCAGAAAUUGUUGUUUGGUGGGAUGAACCACGGGCUUGAGGACAAGCGGCCUCCUUUAGAUGGCAAUGACAAUUUGAUGCUCAACCAUUUCCCCAACCACCUCAAGGCUAGUGAGCCAACGGCAUUAAGGCAGAUGCACUUGGGGAAGAAUUGUGAACUAGUCAACGUUGAUGAAGAAGAAAUGGAAGAGGAGGAGAGUGAUAACGUUUCCCCACCCUCUGUUCCCGGCAUUGUGGCCCAGGGUUACAGAUUUAACGAAUGUGGACAGUUUAGUCUGGCUCGACCGGGAUUUUCUUUUUGCCGUACGCCGGCGGAGUUAAGUCCCCCACAGCAGCUUCCACUGCCGUCUGCUUGUGAAACGUUUACGAGUAACGGUGCCAGUGUGAAUACCUCAGCGCCCAAUGUGUUUCAAAGGAUGAGGAUGGCGCAGAUGAAGAAACCAUCUGAAGAAGCCAGGUUUGGGGGAGCUUGUCACAACUGUCGAAGGCCCGUCCAGUCGCGAGAUGUUCUCAAGUGCCAGUUCUGUGAGAAUUUUGUCUGUGGCACGUGCUCGCGUCAGUGCAGAGGGUGCCUGCAGCAUUUUUGUCAACUUUGCUCUGUGUUGAACUAUGAGCAGUCUACGGAGCGAGCUUUCUGCCUCACCUGUAGUGGUCGGUGAUUGUGACAUUGUACAGAGGACAUUGUGAUAUCGCACGCAGCAGGACGUUGUGUCGUCGCACAGAUGAGGACAUUGUAAAUUGUGUCAUCGCACAGAGGAGGACAUUGUAAAUUGUGUCGUCGCACAGAGGAGGACAUUGUAAAUUGUGUCGUCGCACAGAGGAGGACAUUGUAAAUUGUGUCGUCGCACAGAGGAGGACAUUGUAAAUUGUGUCAUCGCACAGAGGAGGACAUUGUAAAUUGUGUCGUCGCACAGAGGAGGACAUUGUAAAUUGUGUCAUCGCACACAGGAGGACAUUUUGCCAUCGCACAGAGGACAUUGUGUCGUUCUUAUCAUUCGCAACAAUGGAUAUAAAUAGAUCUGCACUUCUGGAUUUCGCCUGUCAUGAGGAAGUUGGGGAAAAUUUCAUCAAUCUUGCAAGUGUGUGUGUGGGAAGGGGCAAAUUCUGGGCAUUGGACUGAGAUGUUUGUUUGUUUGAAAGGAGAGUGCAUAAUUUUAAAGGAGUUUAGGGCAUCGAGCCGCUGUGGCAUAUAUAUAUACAAGUUUCACUCCAUUCCACUUCUUUCCAUUUCACAACACUAUACCAAUAGCAACUAGCUGAUUUAAAUAACACUCACAUGCCUACAUACAUACACACUACAAAGUCUCGCUUGU
Aplysia californica (California sea hare) is the source of this 1474-nucleotide messenger RNA. RefSeq lists its product as uncharacterized. Gene Ontology annotation, molecular function: CD27 receptor binding. Lineage: Eukaryota; Metazoa; Mollusca; Gastropoda; Aplysiida; Aplysiidae. The record is from RefSeq and is a predicted model, not a curated record. Gene Ontology annotation, biological process: extrinsic apoptotic signaling pathway.